Messenger RNA from Thalassophryne amazonica, 6101 nucleotides. It is a transcript of the gene ogdha, whose product is annotated as oxoglutarate (alpha-ketoglutarate) dehydrogenase a (lipoamide). The record is from RefSeq and is a predicted model, not a curated record. NCBI's taxonomy places the organism in Eukaryota, Metazoa, Chordata, Actinopteri, Batrachoidiformes, Batrachoididae. Gene Ontology annotation, biological process: tricarboxylic acid cycle. Gene Ontology annotation, cellular component: mitochondrion; oxoglutarate dehydrogenase complex. The transcript is spliced from 24 exons. Gene Ontology annotation, molecular function: thiamine pyrophosphate binding; oxoglutarate dehydrogenase (succinyl-transferring) activity. Bases 267 to 3386 code for a protein of 1039 amino acids.
GUGAUGUCACAGGUGCGUCACACAGGCCUUCUUCGAGCUCCGGUCUCUACGUUAUUUCACCGGGAGACGGAGGAGGACAUCCGGGAUCUCCGGCGGAGCAAAGAGCUAUUCUGUGGAGUGGACACACGGACCAGUGGACGUUGGGAUUUUUUUUUUUCCCCCCUUUCGGCUGUUGUGGAUUAAGAUUUUUCCGCCAUUGUUUGGAGUUUGAGGACAUCCCGGUGCCUUGGACUGAACACCACAGUGUGUUACCAUAAAGACUGCUGAUGCAUCGUUUAAGGACUUGUGCGGCGCGUCUGUGUUCAAUCACCGCCUCCCAGGCGGCUCAGACUGUCAGCCAGCAGCGACUAACCACAAUUAUUCCUGCCAGUGGUGCAAGGACGUUUCCGCCAAUCAGGUGCUACACAGUACCGGUGGCUUCAGAACCGUUCCUGAACGGGACAAGCUCAAACUAUGUUGAAGAAAUGUACUAUGCAUGGCUAGAGAACCCCAAGAGUGUUCACAAGUCGUGGGAUGUAUUUUUUCGGAAUGCCAAUGCCGGAGCUCCUCCCGGGUUGGCCUACCAGUCUCCUCUGGGUCUGUCGGUGGAGGCGGGUCUUAUCGCCCCCCAGGUUUCGUCUUUGGUCGGAGCUGAGUCCAAUGUGGAGAAGUUGGUGGAAGAUCAUUUGGCCGUCCAGUCCCUCAUCAGAGCCUACCAGAUCCGAGGGCACCAUGUGGCCCAGUUGGACCCCCUUGGCAUCAUGGACGCUGAUCUGGACUCGUGUGUCCCCACUGACAUUAUCACCUCCUCUGACAAGCUGGAGUCGGAAUGCAGCGUUUCCCACGGACACACCGGUUUCUAUGGUCUGAAUGAAUCGGAUCUGGAUAAGGAGUUUCACCUGCCCACCACCACCUUCAUCGGAGGCUCAGAGAAUGCCCUGCCGCUGAAAGAGAUCAUAAGACGACUUGAGAUGGCAUACUGUCAGCACGUUGGCGUUGAGUUCAUGUUCAUCAACGACCUGGAGCAGUGUCAGUGGAUCCGACAGAAGUUUGAGACUCCGGGCGUGAUGCAGUUCACACUGGAGGAGAAGAGGACGCUGCUGGCUCGCAUGGUUCGCUCCACCAGGUUUGAGGAGUUCCUGCAGAGGAAGUGGUCAUCAGAGAAACGCUUCGGUCUGGAGGGCUGCGAGUCUCUGAUUCCCGCACUGAAAACCAUCAUCGACAAGUCAUCAGAGAAAGGAGUGGAGAACGUGAUCAUGGGCAUGCCACACAGGGGUCGUCUGAAUGUUUUGGCCAAUGUGAUCCGGAAAGAGCUGGAACAGAUCUUUUGUCAGUUUGACUCCAAACUGGAGGCUGCUGAUGAGGGCACCGGAGACGUGAAGUACCAUCUGGGUAUGUACCAUCGACGCAUCAACCGUGUGACGGACAGGAACAUCACCCUGUCCCUUGUGGCCAACCCCUCCCACCUGGAGGCCGUUGACCCGGUGGUGCAGGGGAAGACCAAGGCGGAGCAAUUCUACUGUGGAGACAGUGACGGGAAAAGGGUGAUGUCCAUCUUGAUCCACGGAGAUGCGGCAUUUGCAGGUCAGGGUAUCGUCUAUGAAACCUUCCACCUGUCGGACCUCCCGUCCUACACCACGCACGGCACUGUGCACGUCGUGGUCAACAACCAGAUUGGGUUCACUACGGAUCCUCGAGUGGCCCGAUCAUCACCCUACCCAACUGACGUUGCACGUGUCGUCAACGCUCCCAUAUUCCACGUCAACGCUGAUGACCCUGAGGCCGUGGUGUACGUCUGUAACGUGGCUGCUGAGUGGAGGGCCACUUUCCACAAAGACGUGGUGGUGGACCUGGUGUGUUAUCGCCGGAUGGGUCACAAUGAGAUGGACGAGCCGAUGUUCACUCAGCCGCUGAUGUACAAACAGAUCAAGAAGCAGAAACCUGUCCUGCUGAAAUACGCCGAGAAGUUGAUCACUGAGGGAGUCGUUAGCAGGCAGGAAUACGAGGAGGAAAUUGCCAAAUAUGAUAAAAUUUGUGAGGAGGCCUUCACUCGCUCCAAAGAUGAGAAGAUCCUUCACAUCAAGCACUGGCUGGAUUCCCCAUGGCCUGGUUUCUUCACUCUGGAUGGUCAACCAAAGUCCAUGAGCUGCCCCUCGACUGGUCUAACUGAGGAAAACCUGAACACCAUUGGACAGGUGGCCUCUUCGGUCCCCGUAGAGGACUUCACCAUCCAUGGAGGUCUUAGCCGUAUCCUGAAGGGCCGGGCUGAGAUGGUGCGCAAUCGGAUGGUAGACUGGGCUCUGGGAGAGUACAUGGCCUUUGGGUCUCUGCUGAAAGAGGGAAUCCAUGUGAGACUGUCUGGACAGGAUGUAGAGCGCGGAACCUUCAGCCACCGUCAUCACGUCCUCCAUGACCAGAACGUGGACAAGAGGAUCUGUAUUCCCAUGAACCACAUGUCUCCUGAUCAGGCCCCGUACACCGUCUGCAACAGCUCCCUGUCCGAGUACGGCGUCCUGGGUUUCGAGCUGGGUUUUGCCAUGGCCAGUCCAAACGCCCUGAUCCUGUGGGAAGCUCAGUUUGGAGAUUUCCACAACACGGCUCAGUGCAUCAUCGACCAGUUCAUCUGUCCCGGUCAGGCCAAGUGGGUCCGACAGAACGGCAUCGUUCUGCUGCUGCCGCAUGGCAUGGAGGGCAUGGGUCCAGAACACUCCUCAGCUCGUCCAGAGAGAUUCCUCCAGAUGUGUAACGACGACCCGGACGUCAUGCCCAUCAUCACUGAGGACUUUGCAGUCAGUCAGCUCUACGAGUGUAACUGGAUCGUGGUGAACUGCUCCACUCCCGGGAGCUACUUCCACGUCCUCAGACGGCAGAUCCUGCUGCCCUUCAGGAAGCCUCUGAUCGUCUUCACUCCCAAGUCUCUGCUGCGCCACCCAGAGGCCAGAUCCAGCUUUGACGAGAUGCUCAUUGGAACUCACUUUCAGAGGUUGAUUCCUGAGGACGGCGCCGCGUCUCAGUGUCCAGAGGAGGUCAAGCGGCUGAUUUUCUGUACUGGGAAGGUCUAUUACGAGCUGAUCAAAGAGCGGAAGAGCAGAGGGAUGGAAGGAGCCGUCGCCAUCACACGCAUCGAGCAGCUGUCUCCGUUUCCGUUUGACCAGGUGAAGGCUGAGUCAGAGCGGUUUGCGAACUCUGACCUGGUCUGGUGUCAGGAGGAGCAUAAGAACCAAGGUUACUAUGACUACGUGAAGCCUCGCAUCAGGACCACCAUCCAGAGAGCCAAGCCCAUCUGGUACGCCGGCAGAGAGCCGGCCGCGGCUCCCGCUACAGGAAACAAGAACACUCACCUGAUGGAGCUGCAGCGUUUCCUGGACACGGCCUUUGACCUGGACGCCUUCAAAGAUCAGAACUAAAUCCAGGACCUGGAACCACCGCUGACCCACCUGACCCAGUCCUGACAACACUCCAUCACCGCCCCAAAUAACUGUGUGGUACUUCAUACCGUGUACUGCUGCAGCUGCUCGUUUGUUGCCCCGACGGUUCCUUCAGGGAACCCAGAAGAAAAAAAAACACUUAAGUAAAAAAUAAAAAAUCCAAAACUCAAACAGUCAAACCCAGAUACAGAAAAACCUUUUAAUCUGGAUCACUGGCACAGUCAAGUGGUUCCAGAUCAGAAUCGAUUCUCGAAAGCUUGUUUGCAUUGUUUUAUAAACCAACUACACAUCCAAAAAAAAAAUACAACUCACUACUGCAGUACUGAGCAUGUACUUGACAAUAUUUGAUCACUAAAUCCUGUUUAACUGCAGAGUACACUGUGUACUUUGUGGCAUGGCGUCGUCAGCAGCUCCACGGCAGCCAACUGGGCAACUUUACUGCUUUUUACCAAAAUCAUUUAUAAUUCAGCUCCGUUUAUUUUACAUCAUUUUUGUGUGAUUUUUGGAGCCGCUGUGGUUUCUGGAAGGGCGGAGUUUCAGAGUAAAGUCAAAAUUUUAUGGUUAAAAAAAAAACUUCUAAGACGCUCACUCACGCAGUCCGAUUAAGGGUCACGGGGGGGCGGAGCCUGUCCCAGCAGUCAGGGCGUGAGGCUUCCAAGAUGCUUUGAAAACAUGUGGAAUUUUAUUUUGAAAGUAUCAACUGGGGGGAAAAAUGUUUAACUUUAUUUGCACUGAACUUUCACAUAUAACGUUACUUUUAACUUUAUUCUUUUUAAGGGUCGUAUUGUGCAAAACAAACUGAAAUUUUCCCGGUUUUUCAGAAAAUGAUUCUAAAAGUGACGUGUUCCAUCCAGACUGGACUCUUGUUUUUGUGCGUGUGACACGCGGCGCCUCUGCGGGACAGACUCUGUCCAGGAUAUGAAUUCGGUCUCUUAAGUUUUUGUUUUGUUUUUUCCUGUACCUUUAUUUUUUGCAGUGAUCAGUUUUAUUAUCUUCACUAACAGGCGUCAUCAUAUGACCCCUUUCAAUGUUUCUUAAAAUAAUUACGACUUUAUUCUCAAACUCUCAUUUUGCAACAAUCAAUCGUCUUGUUUUCAGAAUCAGCGUUGCUCUAACAGUUGCUCCGCGUCCAUCAGGUGGAGUAGAGACAAAUGGCAACGCUUGAAGCAACACAGUUAUUUGAGGCAACAGUGAGCGUUGCAGCAACUCUUCUGAAACUGUCCUAAAUCCGUUGUUUUUGACCUCAGAAUCUGGUCACCCGAUACAAUUGUCAGCGUUUCGUCACGACUCAAGCUACAACUACGUCCACACGCGAAAAACAAAAUUUGCAUUCAUUGUGAGGUCUUCUGGUCCAAAGAGGAAGUAGCGCUGCUGAUUUCAUUCACUUGUUUUUGAGUGGGCGGAGCUUGUACAGCAGCCAUUGUUGGUGCAGCAUCACAGCGGCACCACAAUGCUUUGUACCGACGUUUCUGGAUGUCUGUCAUCGCACGUUUCGCAUUUUUCUUCUGUGCAGUUUUUGAGCCACUACCCACAUCGACCACAUGGGGGUAGCGGCAGGUUUUAACGCGGGGUUUCGUGCAGCUAUUUGAUUAUUAUUGUCAUAUGAUUCUUAGUCGCAUCUGCUGCAUUAACGCAUACAAAUACGCUUCUUGGUAUUUGUUCAGAGGACGAGAUGAUUAGUCGUUUUCAUUUUGGUGUUUAACGGAUUUUAUAUUAUUCACAGGUUGUUUUUUUGUUUUGUUGCAAUAGCUGAAGUAGAAAUGAGAAAUAAACAGCGGUAACUUCCUGUACGCUGCUCUCCCACAAAUCUACGGCCACUGAGCGUAUCGAACUGUUCAUCAUCUUGGGAUCAUCAGCUGAUUAUGUCAGCAGUCACAUGAGUGCUGUCUCUAAAGUUGUCCACUAGGUGGCAGCGUCAGCAUUUUUAAAAUGUGAAGCACAAAACCUGACUGUGGCCAGAUCUGAUGGGAUCAGUUUAUUAUCCAGGUGGUUCGAUUGAGUAGCUAUUUCAGCCAUGAGCAUUUUGUUUUUACCUUGUUUACGAGCGUCUGGAAGGCGGCGGUGACAGAAUGUGGUUUUCUGACUUCGUGGACGAUGUGUCGGCUGAUAAACAUAGAGCUGAUCGGGAAUCUUUUUACUGUUGGGAUCCGGGAUGACUGCAGCCAGUGGGUGGCCACGCCUACCCAUAAUCCCAUGCGAGGACAUUCGUUAUGUGGACUCGGUGUGGACGUAGUCUGUCAGCAGUCCUCUGUUGAAACGCUGCACAGGUGCGUUAUUGGUGGUCAGGUGCUUCUUACCACAAACUCCUCCCACAUUUAGUCACUGUAGCCACGCCCUCAGGGAUCCGGACCCUUCUGUUCUCUGAUAACAUGCGGGUGGAGGGGUUGAAUCACUAUCCGGUAGGCGGAGCCUCUAGUUACCAUGACAAUGCUUCUUCUCGCAGGCACGGCUUUAAUGCGAUGCUUCAAGUCACAUGACUCCACCUGAUUUUCUCAGCGUUUAUCCCGUGCCAAAAAAGGAUCGCAGCUUAUUCGUUUUCUGCCCAGCGAGCAACUGAAUGAACUCGGGAAUGUUGGGGAAUCUGUGGAUGUUUGGAAGCUUCUGUCGCUCAAAGAAAAUUAUUUAUUUUCAUAAAGGGGAAUGAGUUUCUCUUCAUGUAUUAUGUUGCCUCAUUCAAUAAACGUGAUAACUGAA